Messenger RNA from Cajanus cajan (pigeon pea), 1668 nucleotides. Its product is annotated as F-box/kelch-repeat protein At1g15670. Gene Ontology annotation, biological process: regulation of phenylpropanoid metabolic process; negative regulation of cytokinin-activated signaling pathway. The record is from RefSeq and is a predicted model, not a curated record. Lineage: Eukaryota; Viridiplantae; Streptophyta; Magnoliopsida; Fabales; Fabaceae. Gene Ontology annotation, molecular function: protein binding.
UCUAUAAAUGCUCCAAACGCCACUUCAUCUUUCACACACACACACACACACACUAAUGCUAAUGGAUGACAUUUCCAACCUCAUCAAUUUCAACGAGUUGAUACCCGGGUUACCGAGCGACCUCGGGCUCGAGUGCCUAACUCGCCUGCCCCACUCGGCGCACCGACUCGCCCUCCGAGUCUGCACCCACUGGCGCUCCCUCCUCCAGAGCGACGCCUUCUUCCGCCACCGCAAGAAAACCGGCCGCACCCACAAAGUCACGUGCCUCGUCCAAGCACGUGAGCAGCAGCAGCCGCACCAGAAGCCCACGGGGUGCGUGCAACCGUGUUACGGGAUCACGGUCUUCGACCCGGAGGCCAUGGCGUGGGACCGGGUCGACCCGGUUCCGGAUUACCCCUUCGGGUUGCCCCUCUUCUGCCAGGUGGCCAGCUGCGACGGGAGCCUUGUCCUCAUGGGGGGGUGGGACCCUGCCACGUACGAGCCCCUCACGGCGGUGUUCGUUUACGAUUUCCGGACGAGCGAGUGGCGCCGGGGGAGGGACAUGCCGGAGAAAAGAUCGUUUUUUGCGAUCGGGUCGGGGAUGGGUCGGGUUUAUGUGGCGGGCGGGCAUGACGAGAAUAAGAACGCGCUGGCCACGGCGUGGGCCUAUGACCCGAGGGGCGAUGAGUGGGCUUUGUUGGGCCGGAUGGGCCGGGAGCGGGACGAGUGCGAGGGGGUUGUUGUUGGGGGAGAGUUUUGGGUUGUGAGUGGUUAUGGUACCGAGAGGCAAGGGAUGUUUGAUGGGUCGGUGGAGGUGUUGGAUCUCGGGUCGGGUCAGUGGAGGGUGGUGGAGGGGGUUUGGGAAGCGGGUCGGUGCCCCAGGUCUUGCGUUGGGAUUGGGAAGGAUGGGAAAGUGGUGAAUUGGAGAGGCUUGGAUCCGGGGCUCAGGGUUGGGGUUUGUGGGGUUAGGGUUGGGUCCAGCUUUGUGUUGACUGGAUCUGAAUACGAAGGGGCACCGCAUGGCUUCUAUUUGAUGGAAAUGGAGCAAGGGCAGAAUCGUAAUUUGAGAAAAAUAACCGUGCCUGAUGGUUUUUCUGGGUUUGUUCAAUCAGGGUGCUGCGUUGAAAUAUAAUUAGUCGGGGACUCACUUGUAAAUAUGCUACUUUCCGGAAUUUGAAAAUUCAGAUUUUUUUUUUCAUUGUUCAAAUAGAGGGAACAGAAGAAAACAACCUUUACUAUUUCUAAGGUGCCCUUGUGCAUACAUGCGAGUGCUACAUAUAUAUAUAUAUUUAUUGUUUUGAAAAUCAAAGCAUUGAGAUUGAUUUUGGUGUAAAUAAGAAAGGGAUAAUUCAUAUAUAAUUAGGUCAUGAGUGCUAUUGGACCAAUAUGUAUAGUUUUGGCAAUGGACCAAUUAAUGGGAAUGCGAUGAACGAGUGGAAUAUAUUGCUCUUCCCUAGUGAGUACUGUAUUAUAUUAUGAAUUCUUGAAAGAAAAUAGUGAGAUUUUGAGAAGCUGGCACUUCAGAUCAUGUGAUUGUGACCAUUGCUUGUAUAGUUGCAGUGUCGGUGCUGGUUGAUGAGCGUAAGGUCUGUUUCACGGAGUUCCCCGUUUCUCCGCUCAAAAUGUCUGAUUUCAGAGUUAUUGUGACCAUGUUUCAGAUAAAUGUGUUAUUUUUUUUUUUUUUUUAAA